AGAGGGCAGGGCUGAUGGGGGCGGUGUCGGGGGGGAGAGGCGGCUCUGAGUUCCGCCGCACAGCGUGACCUCUGGUGAACGCGGCUCUGGAGCCACUCGCAGUGGAGGACGAGCUAACGGGACAGCCGCACGAGCCAACCACAGCCGGGGCGCUCAGGCUGGACCUGGGUGGAGACUUCGCGCACUGCGGUUGCAGUUUUAAGAACAGGUGGAAUUGGAUAUGGCUAAUUCAUAUGAUUUCAAUGAACAAAACUCAUGGAAUGGAAUCUCAUCUGAAAAGAAUUUCCUUGCAUCAGAAGAUCAUGGACAGAAAAUUUUAAGUGUACUACAGAGUUUUAGAGAACAGAAUAUCUUUUAUGAUUUCAACAUAGUCGUGAAAGAAGAAAUAAUCCCAUGUCAUCGGUGUGUGUUGGCGGCUUGUAGCGACUUUUUCAGGGCUAUGUUUGAAGUAAAGAUGAAAGAAAGAGAUGAUGGAUGUGUUACCAUUACUAACUUGUCCUCCAAAGCAAUAAAGGCAUUUCUUGACUAUGCCUAUACUGGAAAAGCAAGAAUAACAGAUGAUAAUGUAGAAAUGUUUUUUCAGUUAUCAUCCUUUCUUCAGGUUCCCUUUUUGUCAAAAGCUUGCAGUGACUUUUUAAUAAAAAGCAUCAGUCUCGUCAAUUGUUUGCACUUGUUAUCUCUCUCAGACAGCUAUGGCUCUACACAUUUGUUUAAUCAGGUUUUAUGCUUUGUACAGCAUCACUUUCAUUUGUUAUUUAAAUCCAGAGAGUUUUUAGAGAUGAAUUUUGGAGUGCUGCAGAAGUGUCUGGAGUCAGAUGAGUUAAAUGUGCCAGAGGAAGGAAUGGUCUUGAAGGUUGUCAUUACAUGGAUCAAAUACAACUUAGAGUCCAGGCGAAAGCACCUGCCUCACUUGAUUACAAAAGUAAGGCUACAUCAGUUAUCCGAGGACACACUUCAAGACUAUCUGCUCAAUGAGGAGUGUUUACUCAAAAGCACAAGCUGUUUUGACAUAAUCGUGGAUGCCAUUAAGUGUGUGCAAGUUUCUAGUGGCCUCUUCGCUGAUGCUCGACCAUCCACAACUGAAAAAUAUAUAUUCAUCCAUAAAACUGAGGAAAAUGGAGAAAAUCAACAUACAUUUUGCUAUAACAUUAAAAUCGACUCAUGGAAAAUACUACCACAAUCACAUCUGAUUGAUUUGCCAGGAUCUAGUCUGUCUAGCUAUGGAGAGAAAAUAUUCUUGAUGGGUGGCUGCAAAGGGAAGUGCUGUAGGAAGAUUCGACUUCAUAUUGCUGAGUCUUAUCAUGAUGCCACUGACCAGACCUGGUGCUACUGUCCAGUCAAAAAUGAGUUUUUCUUGGUUUCAACCAUGAAAACUCCAAGAACCAUGCAUACAUCAGUCAUGGCUGUUAGUCGAUUAUUUGUUAUAGGUGGAAAGACUAGAGGAUCCCGGGACAUUAAGAGUCUUUUAGAUGUUGAAUCUUUUGAUCCACUAUCCAAAGAAUGGAUAUCAGUUAGCCCUUUACCAAGAGGUAUCUAUUACCCAGAAGCCAGUGCAUGCCAGAAUGUCAUUUAUGUUCUUGGAUCCGAGGUAGAGAUUGCAGAUGCUUUUAACCCAUCACUUGAUUGUUUUUUUAAAUACAAUGCUACAACUGACCAGUGGUCUGAACUAGUAGCAGAGUUUGGACAGUUCUUUCAUGCUACUUUAAUUAAAGCUGUCUCAGUAAACUGCACCCUGUAUAUAUGUGACCUUUCCACCUAUAAAGUAUACAGUUUUUGUCCAGAUACUUGUGUUUGGAAAGGAGAGGGCUCUUUUGAAUGUUCAGGCUUUAAUGCAGGUGCAAUAGGGAUUGAGGAUAAGAUUUACAUAUUAGGUGGAGAUUAUGCACCAGAUGAGAUCACAGAUGAAGUGCAAGUUUACCACAGCAGCAAGUCAGAGUGGGAAGAGGUGUCACCAAUGCCAAGAGCCUUAACUGAAUUUUACUGCCAAGUUAUUCAGUUCAACAAGUAUAGGGACCCAUGGUUUUCUAAUCAUUUCUAAAAGUAGUAUUUGCUUGAGUAGUCUAAAAUGAUACCUAGGAGAAUUAGUAAAACAAAUUAGCACAAUAAAAUAUUCCUUCUAUUGAAGAAUGAUUAUAGAUGUAUGGUGUCUAUAAGUAGACAAUUUCCAGAAAAUUAAAAUAUAGAAUAUAUUUUACCAAAGUUACAUUGAAUGUGAAUAAUUCAGAAUACUUAGUAUUUUCUUAUGUAAACAAAAAUUACAGAUUUAGGUAAAAGUUGGCAAAGAAAAGUUGGUGUUCAUAAAUUCAUGGAGAAUUAUUUUUGUAUAUAACCGGUAGCUUCAGUACAAUUUCAGGAUUUAAUUAGUACCAUACCAUUUUCCUGCCAUGGGUUCUAAUCAGGCACCAUGUUGUUUUACAACUUUAGUAAAUUCUAAGUGAAUCAUUCGAAAAAUUACAGAAUUUCUGUUAUCAGUAGUUUAAAAAUCUAUGUCUUUGUCAACUUCAACCAGAGCAUGACCAUCCUUGUUCCUGAGCAAGGUCAUUCUGUUUUGCAAGAGGCAUGCUUGUUUAAUUGCUCUAAGAGAUACUGCCAAUUUAGGUUUUAAGACACCUGAUUCAUAUCUCAGGCAUUAUGUAGAUCAAACAACUUAGAAUUAGUGUAAUUUCCUGCACUACAUUAUAAAUAUUAAUUUGUAGUAAGUGUAGAGUUAAGAUUAUCCAAAAUGAAAGUUCUUUGAUUUUAUCACACAAAUUUCAGAUGUAUUUUCAAAGUAUAUUUGCAUGCAGCUUUAAAACCAGACUCUCAGAUAUCAAUUACAGGGUAUUCAGAACAAUCAGUACCUAGUUUUAAGCACACAGACUGGUUGGCUCUGCCAUUUUCCUUCAUGUCUACUUAAGAAAAAAACUUAAGGGUUGCUUCUCUGGCAUUCUUUGAGAAAGCAGGUAACAAUUAGUAAUCUAUGCAGAGCUGUUACAUAUUUCUUAGUAAAGCAUGCUUAAAUAAUGUCAUCAGUAAAUCUAGAAAUUACUCAUUUCUUCCAUACACGCACACACACACACACACACACACACACACAUAUAUAUAUAUAUAUAUAUAUAGACAGAGAGAGAGAGAGAAACUAAAUUAAAAUAAUUUCCUCCCAACACUGUUAUAUUCCCCAAUCCUUUUUAUUUCUGCUAUUCUCUGUGAUAAUGUUCUUGACAUCAAGACCCAACUGGUCUACUUUGUAUUUGUUUUCUUUGCUUAUACUGGUUUGGGUUCUUUGUUGUAUUGCAGUGUUUCGUUUUUUUUAAAAAAAAUAUGUUCAUUCCUUGCCAUCUCUGUUCAUCUACAUCUUGUGCUUUUUUCCAUUUUUCAUUAUGAAGAAAAUACUUUGUCCAGUCAUAAAACCCAGGCUCUUCAUUUCUUUAUCACCAUCACAACAGGCUUGGCUCUACUAACUAAUGCCAAACUUUGUAUUUCCUUGUCAUGCUUUCACUUCAUCUAACUACCACAAAGAGGAAAAUGGUCCUGUGUUCAGAAUCUCUAGAACUCUAUCCAUACUGGAUAGAACUUUGCUCCAUGACUAAACUGGUACAUCCAGUGCACUGUGGCCUUGCAACCUAAGAACAUAAUGUAUCACUCUGGCUUUCUUCAUUCUGGUUUUCUAAUGUGCAAAUCUCUGUGAUCACUGAGGUCUAUUCUCACCCUUCUAUGAUGUCUUCUUUUAGUUUUCUUUUUUUUUUCUUUUUAAAGUCACUCUUCCUUUCAUGUUGACAUUCAGCCAGGACUAUAUUGUAAUGGCUAAAUAAUUGACCUCACUAUCCAGACUGCUGGCGUUCUUGUGGGGGAAAAAAUGUUUAACAUUUCUCCAUUAUUUUUGUCUUACCCUACCUCAUUAGGAGUAAGCAUCCAGAAAUAUUUGAAUAUUAUCUCUUAAAAUUGAAAGCAUGUAUAUGGCAUUGUUAAAUAUAGAAAAUGGUUAACAUAUGAAAUAAAUUUAGAGUUAUUGGACAUUCUUGUUGUGGUCUUUAAACUUAAGUUAAAAUGCAGUGUACCUUUGUUCAUAUACAGUCUUGAGGAAGAGUAUUUGCAUAACCAAAAUUAACAAAUCUCAUAACACUUAACUCUAUUGGUAAGGAAAGAAAUAUUUACCAGAACAACAUUCAUUGCAUUCUUUACUCAUGAAAGCUGGAUUAUUUGAGGGCAACCGCACAUUGCAACUAAAUUCCAUCUUUUCAUAUAAAAUUGAAUAUGUAGUCAUUGUGUUUGGCUCAAGGAUACAUUUGACAACCAAAGUCUAAGACAGAGAUAUAGAUCCAUUUUCUAUUUUGAUAUUUGAAAGCAAUAAAUAUUAUAAUGAUUGCAUGCAUAUUUGAAUACAGAACAUUACUUUGGAUCAUUGUUCUCAGAUUAAUUGGGUCCAUUGUUCUGGAAGUUUUUCUGCUGUAUUUAAAAUUAUUAUUUUUAAUUAUUUUUAUUAUUAAAAUUAUUAUAAAAUUAUAUUAAAAUUAUUAUUUAAAAAUAUUAGUUUUUAAAACAUCCCCAAGAAAGCACUUCAGAGGUGAGCCCUUUAAUAUAGGGGGUAGACUCUAUAGGAAAGCAGACCUCUGUUCACUGUAAGAAACAGCAAUUGCACUUUAUAAUGUCCCAAGGUUGAGACUAUUACUACACAUUUUAACUAUUCUGAUUUAACUUGUUUACAUACUUGAGAAUUUUAAAAAAUAGGACUUGAUUUUAUGGGAGGGAAAUUUUCUCUUUCCUUCUCCAUGUUUCUCCCAUUCUUCUUUCCUACUUCCACACAGAAAAAAAAAAAAAAACAUUAAACUGAGUAAAAACACAAAGACGAAGCAAAACUUUAUGAAUUAUUUCCGACACAGUACUUCUAAAAACUACUUAUAUAAACAGAAAUGGUGAUUGCCUACCUUUAUAUCUUAAAAUUUAAAGUAUGUUUACAGAUUAAAUAUGAUGACCUAAUGCCUACUCAAAUUCAUAACAAAGAUGAGAAUUUAAUCAAGGGGUGAUACUACUGUUCGUUUACAAAAUGUUAACUAUUCUAAGUUAGAAUUAUACAUUCAAAGUGUAAAUAAUCUUGGAAUAAAAUAUGGGGAAAAUCUUUCUAACCGACAUUUCAGAUAAAUGAUUUUGUCUUAGUGUUUAUAGUUCAAUGCUUUCAGGGAUAAAGAAUUCCUAUACUGUACUGAUUCCAAGCAGUUACCUUAGAAAGUGCUGUAACAAUGAAAUUAUCUUUUGCAGUUGUAAUAAUAGCUUCAGUUCUUGCCUUACAGUUGUUGUCUCUGCCUGUCAGUCAUUCCAAGUACUUGGAGCAGCACCAUGUCUCUUGUUGGUGCAACGUAUAUUCUCAUUUUCCUUCUUGUUGCAGAACUUAACAUAUUGACUUUUCUAUCAGUGGCCAGGUUACAUGAUUUCUCUUUGUAAGGUUGCCACAGAGAAUUUGUCUUCAUUGUAGUACAUGUUGUUGGGUUGAGCCUGACAGCCUUUUUAGAAUCUUUCACAGGAGGACUUUACUGUCUAGUGCAAGUGAACUUGGUGGUUCAAGCAUUUCAUUUUAGUCUAGCUUUCCAAACUGUAGAUUGGGACGCUUUCACAGGGGUCACAAAGUCCAUCAGAAAACACAAAUAUUUACAUGUCAGUUUAUAAUAGUAGCAAAAUUACAGUUAUGAAGUAGCAACAAAAUAAUUUUAUGGUUGGAGAUCACCACAACAUAAGGAACUAUAUUAAAAGGUGAUAGCAUUGGGAAGGUUUAGAACCAAUGGUCUAGAGUCUUGGUAUGUAUCCUGUAAACUCUCAUCCCAUCAACAUAAUCAUAAACAUAUAUUUUGCUGGCAAAAAUUAAGGGAAAAUUUUAAUAACAAUUGUUAUUAGAUGCAAUUUUCAAAAUUUUAAAAAUCCUUUAAAAGAGUUCUCCGGAAAGUAUACAAAACAGAAAUCAUAGAUAACAGUUACAUUAUUAAACAGAGGACAAUUUACUCAUAGAUCAAUAUAGACUAGCCAUAUAAUAAUAACAGCAUGAUAUUUUGAUAAAACAAGGCCACAAUUCCAUAAUUUUCAACCACGAAAGUUUAUUCACCUCACUAACUUUGAGAAUUUUCCCAACCAUACAGGUCUAACUAGCUCAACGACUUGUGCUAUUAUUCUUAAGGGUAAUGAAGUGGCUGAAAUAACUCAGAGUAUAGCCUUCUGUUAGUAAUAUCACACUAAAUAAAUAUUUCCUUAUAUUUCUCAUCUACCUGUAGCUCACAGAGACUGAGAGAUAACUUAUUUCAAAACUCAGAAAUUAGCUCAGUGCCUGUCACAGAAAUAUGUCUAAUAACCUAAUUCUAUUGAGCAAUGUGUUUAUAUAAGGCAAAAUAUAUUUAUUAGUUAUAUCAUGACUGUGAUUCUUCUGUAACUUUGGCAAAUUGUUUCCUGAAGGUGAUGUUCUAGCUUUUAAGUAAUUCUUCUAUUUUUUUUGAGGUGAUGUUAUAGCUUCUUUCCUGAUGAUGAUGUUAUUACCCCUAAGUCAUUCUCUACCUAUUUUUCAGGUAGUUGAUAAUUAUUUAUUUUCACACAUUUUAACUAUAAUAGUAACUAUAACAGCUAAUCAUUUCCUUUAAGUGGCAAUAAUGGGCAAAACACUCAGUACAAAUUCCAUUAAUAUAUCUGCAAAACCCAUUUCUCAGUGCAGUUGCUUCACUGAUGGUUUAUCCAAUUAGGGGAAGUAAUGCCCAAUGCUAUUACACGGGUUAUAUAUUUUAUUUGUUAGUGAAAUGUGGGACUUCUGUCAUAUGCUAUGAGAAAUAAAAUCAGCGUUUUUCAGGUUAGUAUUAACCUUCAUAAUUACGUAGUAAAAUAUCUCAGUUCUAUAAAGUGUUAAUUUAUUUAAAUGUAUCACAAUUCUGUAUUGUUAUCAGAAAUAAAAGAGAGAAAAGUA
Molecule: messenger RNA, 6913 nt
Organism: Alexandromys fortis (reed vole)
Lineage: Eukaryota; Metazoa; Chordata; Mammalia; Rodentia; Cricetidae
Gene: Kbtbd3
Product: kelch repeat and BTB domain containing 3
Exons: 3
Coding region: 221-2038 (605 amino acids)
Molecular function (GO): protein binding
Source: RefSeq, a predicted model, not a curated record